UGUCCUGUGCUGCAUCCUGUCUCUACUUAGCUUGUCUUGUCUUAUAUCAAACUGAUCAGGCACGUAGCGGGCAUGGGACCCAGGACGACACACACCGACAACCGCCCCUAACCACACGCCAGCCACCACAAUCACCAUCCUCCUCAUCACUGUUGCUCUUUUCGACUGAUCAAUCGUCACACAUGAAUGAUUCUGUGGCAGAGUUUGUUGGUCCGUGAACAGGGGACAUGGGCCAGUUGAGAUAGGGCGAGUACGGGGUCCCCCCUGUCAUGAACUUGGAGCCAAUCCAAAGGAGUCAGUCCUUCAGAACCACACCGCCACUCAAGGAACAUCACCGCCAUCACAGUUCCGUCCUCCACCAACCCUCGGGACCCCAACGACCCUCACCACCCCCACCGCUGCCACCCGAACAGCGGGCGUCCCCUGAAGUUGAACUUUGACCUCUCCACCCUGGGGACAGUCACCUGGAAUGGUGAUUCCACUCAAGGCAUGAAACCGCUGGAGGCUAUACGCUGUACCCUACCUAACUGCCCCUGUGAGUGUUUUUCACCUGGAAAGGUACACAUACGGGCAUGUGAUACCUGCAAGCAUGGUUGGGUCGCUCAUGCAUUAGACAAGCUGGGUUAUCGACACAUAUUCAAUCUCGGGAUGCAGGUGGAGGUAGUCCAGCCCAACAUUGUCUUUGACAUUGCCAGUCUCAUGUUAUAUGGUGCCCAGGCCACACCCAUACGGCUCAAGAUUCUCCUCGACCGACUCUUCAGUGUCCUCCAGCACGAUGAGGUCUUACAGGUCCUACAGGGCUUCGGUUGGAACUAUGAGGACUACGCCCGGGGGUACAUACUUCAGGAUUCUACGGGACACGUACUAGAUAAAUGGACGGUGGCCACACGAGAGGAGGAACAUAUCAUCCUCCAACAGUUCCUGCGCUUUGGAGAAACAAAGUCUAUCGCCCAGGAAAUCAUCUUACAAGAUACCAAAGAUCAGCAAGACCUUUUCAUCAAGCAGUCAUCCCGAGCUGACUCUGAGAUCAAGAAAUUCAUCGAACGAAGCAACCACUCUAUGCAUAGUUACAUGCAUAGUCUUGAAUCUAGGCAUCUGUUUGCCAAUAGACUUCCAUUUGUGCCCGUUGGCAGUCGUCUUAUGACACCACCCGUUCUGCCCAACUUCUCACCACCCUCGUCUCGUGACUUACGACCUCCUGCGGUGACAGCCUCUCCUAGCCCAGUAACCACUUCUCCGCUGGGUAGACUUCAGACAAUGCAGCCAUUUGACUACAGGCGGGAGCAAGGCAGUCCAACAAUCAGUCCCAGCAUCCCUGAGAAACAUUUGCCAGGAUCAUCACCCAGCGAAAGUCCCAAAAACCUCAGCAUCACACCAACAUCACACAGCUCAUCUACCCCUCCAUUCACCCCAAUAAAAGCCCCCCCAGAGAGCCGGGAACAUACACCAAUUACCAUAGCAACGCCAUUGGCGACCCCCAUGACGCUUCCAGUAUUACCUCCGCAGGAUGACAACUGUAACAAUGCCAUUGACUAUUCCACAAGCAGCAGCAAGGAGCAGCAGGAACUCCAGGCGUCGGUCCUUUACAAUGAACGAAAAAUGAAACACUUUCGUAAAUCCAGCCAUCCAGUCAAACGAAGCUGGACACCUUCGUCUAGUUUUGGAUGUACUUUCAUUGGGCCAAAUGGAAAGAAGCGUGUUUUGUGCACAGCAUGCAACAAGACAUUUUGUGAUAAAGGUGCUCUCAAAAUCCACUAUAGCGCUGUGCACUUGAAGGAGAUGCACAAGUGUACAGUAGACGGGUGUAAUAUGAUGUUCAGCUCCCGACGGAGCAGGAACAGACACAGCGCAAACCCUAACCCAAAGUUACAUAUGCCCCAGAAGCGUAUCAAGUUACCCGACGGAGCCAGUAUCAUUGACGACGGCACUAAUAAAUCAAGCCGAAUGCUUGGAAGUCCCAUGGUGGGCAGUCCGCCGACUAUGGUGAUGCAUUCAUCUCUUGGAUCAAAGUCUCAGCUGUCCCCAAUGGACCUCGACUCCUCAGAUCUGGCCCGCAGCAACCAUGCUUUCUAUGCAGAACUGAAUGCCCAUUUAGCCAUGUUUCCUACACCAGAGAAAAAGCACAAGCUGGAUGAAGACUUGGACAGUCCUCACGACUUGAGUAUGACCGACAGACGAGACAUCAAGAUGGAAUCAGACUCGGAAUUAGAUGACAUGAUUGACGAGGAUUCAGCCAUUGCCGAUUCCCCACAGCAGAAGACAUCUAGUCGACGUAAAACAAUGGUCCCCACAAGGUGUGCACAGGAAGAGGACCAUUUUGUGAUGAGUGACGAUAAUUCUGAUGACCGAGACCCUGACAGUUGUAAGGAUGGGUUAAAGGAACGCCACAGCAGACCAAGUUAUACCAGAGGGGAAAUUAACUCUGGAUGUGAGGGGUCGACAAAGUCCCGAUCGCAACACAAUGGCAUGCAGCAAUGCUCAGACAGUUCAGGAGAAGACUGUCAUGAAGGAAAUGGCGAAAUGGAUCAACAAGAGGAGACUUUUUUAUCCAAUAGUUAUGGCAGGGACAAGGAUUCCUGUCACCCAAGGAAAGACUUCCCAAAAAUUGCUUCUCUUCUUUCUGGGAACAACCAAGCUGUUGACUACUCCACGCGACGUCAGGAGGACUUCGAUGACAACGGAUCAAUCUGUUCUGUCAUCAGUCAUUUAUCUGACAUGGAUUCUAACCAAUCGCUGUCAUCCAACGAAUCACAGAGCUUCCUCAGCAACGGCAUGUCAACAGAAAGUAUGGAUGUACCGAUUGACAAAGACAAUCCGAGGAAAUGUACUAUUUGUAACAAAAUCUUCCAGAAUCAUUUUGGUGUAAAGUCGCACUUUCAAAACGUCCAUCUUAAGCUGAUGCACAAAUGUACAGUAGAAGGCUGUAGUGCUGCUUUCCCGUCAAAACGCAGCAGGAACCGUCAUGCCUCCAAUCUUAAACUGCAUAGUAAACUUCUGUCAACCUCCGACACUGACGACAGCAACCAAGUGUACAUCGACGAGGGCGAUAUGGAUGACGAGGAUGAUUUGGAUGAUGAAGAUGAUGAGGAAAUGGGUAUCAAAGAAGGGGAGGAGGAGGAAGUAGCAGAAGAGGAGGAAGAUGAAGAGAAAAGAAAAAUGCUUUCAGAGGAAGCAGAUAAAGGCAGGGACAUUGUGAAACGUGUCAAUGGUGUACAUGACUCGGACAACGAAGACAACGAUACAGAUAUCGAGGAGGAAGGCGAUAUCAAUGAAAAUGGAAAGGCAUAUUCUAAUGGGAUGGAAAAUGGCAUCGAACUGGAGGAGAUAUCUGUAGGGGAGAAUGGCGUUGCAGUGAACUGCCAUGUGUGUCAGUCCAAGUUCAGAGACAACCUGGCGUUGAAGGAACACUUUGAGAUCAACCAUCCCAAGGAAAUGUUUUACUGUACAGUCAAAGGAUGUGAAAAAAUCUUCUCAACAAGGAAAAGCAGAAACCGACACAGUCAAAAUGACAAUCUGCACCGGCAGCAUGGGACAGUAAAGCGUAAUGGCAUAUCCUGAUGUCACCAUGUUUUUCCUGAUUAUUAAAUAAUACAUGUUCAGGGGUGUGAGCCGAUCAUUGGCUUGGACGACGAAGGAAUUCUUAUACAUUAUUAUCACACAUAGUUUAUGAACAUUGCAACGAGAUAACUUAUGCAAAGAGACUUUUUUUUCAUACAUCUUUUCUUUUGAGAGAUAGUAUGACGUUUUUUUUCAAUUGUACAAAGCUACAAGCAAUAAGUGGUUAUGAAGAUUAUGGAUGUUGUUGAAGGGAAUUUAUGCAGGUUACGAAAAAUUUCAUUGAGGUGUAAUUAUUCUGCCAAAGUGCUGAUUCAAUCAAUACAUACGUGGAUACAUCUCGAAAUAGCCUCCAAUACAAGGGGGACAACUAUGCAUGUUGUUAGUGUGGAGAUGACGUGGAAGUGUUCACAGUCACUAGUAAAGCAUUAAUUGAUGUCUAACCCUAGAUCUCAUAAAGUCUGUAGGACUUUUGUUAGUGGGAAGUAUCCUGUAUACUUCUAUUGGACAGGAAGAUCAAUGUUAUCACGCUUAUCACACUCGUUAAUAAGUAUCCAGAAUCACCUGCAGGAUUUACCUGUAUACUUACCUGUAUACUUACCGGCAGGUUUUACCUAUAACUUCUAUAAUGUUAUGAGAAGCAGGAACUAUGUACCAUACUAGUAAAGUGAUAAGGGGAUCUAAUCUAACUUAAAACAUCGGGUACUGAUUAUUAAAAACAUAUUAACGCUGUAUUAUCUACUAUUUCAGAGAAAACAGUGCUUUCUUCAUGACAAUGAAAUCUGUCAUCCUAAAUGUUUUUUAUUUGUUUUGAGUAUUUUUUACUAUCAGCAAAUGCUGUGUUAUGAUAGCGUUAUUAGUAUUUUUUGUGUUAAAAGCGUUUAAUGAUGAAGUGAAGUAUAAGGGUGUACUUCAAUAGACUAUCGGUACAAUGAACUACGCCUGUUCAGUGGGUGUAUUACUUCUAGAACGAGUAACCUAGUCCCAAACAAAUUGGUCCCGUUACUCAUACCGACCCGUUACCUGAUCAAUUUCCUGUUGUCAUGGUAACAGGUUGAGUGACAUGUCACUGAUUAAAAUGUUAUUAGUUAAAUAAUCACUCACGUUGUUUGGGUGUCUGCCUAUAUCUACCUGGUAAACUGAAAUCUAGUCCAUUUUGUACAGUAUUACCAAACCCUGUAGUCAUGGUAACUCGCAAAAUUAUGGAAAUAUAGAAAAUGGCCAAAUGUGAUAUGUUUAUAAUAUUUUAACUUAUUUUUAGCAUGUUAAAUAGUUAUGAAGUAAAAGUAAUGUGUUUUUUGUAAUGGUUAUUAUGUAUAAUAUGCACGGACACUUACUUGACGUGUAUCGGUAACAGGUAGUGAGUAAUCUGGGACCUGUACCUGUAAAUACUGUUGAUAGUAUAAUGUAGAUACGUAGUGGCGUAAAGCUUCUCAGUCUCGUGGUGAUCCUUAUCGUCUGGUGUUGUGAUAAAGUAUGUUUUCAGCAAAACUCAGGUAUGCAAAUAUUUUCAUAUUCUUAAUUUAUUUUAGCCAUUUCGGAGUACAGCCAGUGCUAGUUGUGUAGUUGUAUGCUCCGACAGUCCUCAGUUGUCUCCCCUUUGUGGCCAUGAAAUUUAAAUCAAGAUUUUACAUUUUUAUCUCAAAACCUGUUCUUUUGAGAGGAAGAAUGGCAGCCAAUAUUUGUUUGAAAACAUUUUACUGAAAUUUAAGGCUGAAUUUGAUGCUCGUUAUAAAUUUUCACUUAUAAUUUCCUUUGAAACAAAAUAAUGAAACAAAUAUCAAAUGAAACACAUCUUUUUUCAGAAACAUUAUCUAAAUUCUAGCUCACUGGUUCUGCAGUUUGAUGAUUUUUUAAGGUAUAUCCUUAUUAAAAUGUAAUAAAUGCCAUAUUAAUAUUUGCUGUAUUCAUGGCAUACCAAGGGAGGUAACCAAGCCACAAAGAGGAGACAACCCUUGGUUAUUUUUGUCAGAGUAGCAUGAGAAUCUCCAGAUUUAGCUGUUGUCAUACUUUUUUAUGCAAUACCUCACAAUUGUUUUGUCCCUCCUCCAUAUAUUAUAUAUAUAUCAAUAUCCUACACAGCGUGUAUACCCCACUCUGCUGAGGAUAAAGUAUAUCUCAGCCGUAAUUGUUUCAAUGGUAUGUAAGUAUUGUAUGUUGUAUUUUUAGAUUAAUUUAUUUCCUGUAUUGGAACGAGCUAGUUAUGUUAGUAGAUUUAGGGUACUUGCACAUUGAUCCCGCCGUGUAGAGGAUUGUGGGGCCAGCUUUGAUACACUAAACCAAUCUACUGAACUUCAGCCAAAGUGAUAUUCUACAAACAAUUUUGUUUGCCUUUUUGUAGGACACAAAAAGCUGCAAUAUUUAUUUGAAUAUUUCCUUCAUUCAUGUUUAGCAUUGUAAUUUGCGAGAUUUUCUAAGACACAAGAUAGAAUGAUGAAAUCAUUUGUUAGUAGUAAGAUUAUACAAUGUUGCCAAAUCGUGUAUUUACACACACAGUUGCUAGACUAUCCAGAACAGUAGCAGAUCAUAGAAUCGUUUGUUUCUUCCAUUCAUGUUUUUCCAUUUUUAAAAUGUCUCCCGAAAAUGGAUGAAAUACGAGUUUCAUUUCUCAAGUGUAAUUUCAUUCGCCAAAAUAGGAGAAAUGCAAAAUAGUAGAUUUAAGAUUUAUUCCUGUUAGAAUGAAUCUUUUGUUAGAGUUGAUGCUUCAGGCAUAACUUUUUGAUAGUUGUUACUGUUUUAAUUUGUUAAUGACAGUCAUGAUAAAAUAUUGAUCAACAGGUUAUGCCAAAACGAUACUUGCAAUCAAUAUUUGUUUUUAAUUCUUUUAUUAAUUAAUGCCCAAAACAAUGAAAUAUUGAGAAGAAAGCAAAGUCUCUGAUCUCUUGUUAACAAUGUGUAUACUUUUUGAAAUCCUCAUAUCAAUUUUUAGUUCCACAACAAUGUCUCAAAGUUGUAUACAAAUGUAGUUCUUUGAUUAUUUGUCAAACAGGCUUUUUGUGCAAUCAAGACACAGAUUUUUUAUAAUGCAAUAAUUCUUGUGUAACUGUUUUAGAUGAUUUUUAGUGGCGUUGAUGUUAUUUGAGCCGAUUCUGUAGGACUGGAGUUCACGGCCGGACACACUCGCAAUAUGCACGUUUUUACUGACGUUACGGUUUACUAUGCAGUUAUAGUUAGUGUGUUUUAUAUGCACAUUUUUUUUAUAGUAUGCAAUCAGUUAUUGAUGUCAUCGUAAUUAUGCAAAUCUUUUUACCGCAACCACGGAGUACUUAUGUUGAGUUUUUGUAUAAAUUGUAGGUAUAUUACAUAUAUACGUAAUCAUUAUUGUUAAAAUUACAUGAAAUUCCUUCUAUUGCACUUUUUUUUUUGUUGGUACAAAAUCCUGCCAUUUAUAUCUGCCAAAAGGCUAGUCAGCUUUCAGUUAAAAUUACUGUGAUAUUGUUGGGGGUUUUAACUGAAUUAGUCACCUUGUUCUUUUUUUUUUUUUUUUACUUUGUUUAAAGCUGAUAAUUUUUGUACUCUACCUGAUGUAUAUAAUGUGAAUUGAACACCACUGUUGAGUAGAUGAUACUUUGGUCAAAUUUUUUAAUAAACAAGAUUUCUUAUUUAUGACAUCUUGAAAAUUUACACCUCCUGAAAAUUAAAAUCUAAUCUUCUGGAAUUUCUUUUAAACAAUUUUUUUUUCAAAAUAUUAACAACCAUUUGAAAAGUUUAUUUGGUUUUUUGUUCAUCAAAAUCAAUUGUCAAUUAUGAAAAACAACAUUUAUUUUUUUUUUUCAAUAAUCUGGGAAUGAGCAAUAAAUCUGAUGUGUAGUGUAGUUCAUAUUACAACUGUUAUACUGUGUGUAGUAUUUCAAUUAUCUCUAGUCAAUUUUGUGCCAUUCGCACAUCCGUCCAUUUUUUAACUUGACACCAUGUAUUAAUGUCUCGUAUUGCAAUGAAAUGAAGCGGAAGAAAAUCUCAGUUAACAUUAAUGUAGAAACAAGCUUUGCUCUGGUGUGUUUUAGCAUACAAGCGAACAUUUAAACAAAGCCCUCGAAUGAUGUUUAAAAGUAACUUGCAAAAACAAGUUGACAUAAUAAAAGUUGGAAAAAAAGAGAAAUAAUUUAUUUACACCCCAUCAAGUCAAAGAUUUGAGUUAUUGCACAGGUUUUCAUUUUUAUCAUAUUUGAUAUUUCACUGUUUAAAGUUGUUCCCCUCUGUUGAAGAAAUGGUAAUCAGCUAUUAUUAACUCCUUGGGUACUUACUGAUUUGUUUUGUAACUAGUUCAAAGUUAUUUUUAUUAAAUUUGAAAACUAGGAACACCUAAGAAUAGAAAGUUUGUUUCCUCUAGAAAUCAUCUGGCCCCGGGAUCAUGAAACAAUCUAAGACUUAAGUUAUUGCUUAGCCAAUCACGUAUGGUAUCACUUUUCGUGACCUUAUUUGUGAAUGGCUGAGGUCAAAUUUAGACUAAGGAUCGUUUCAUGAUCCUGGGGCCUGGAAAUCAAAAGCUUCACACGGAGACCUGCAGAUGAAAUGAGGUUCUGAGUACACAGUUUGAUAAUUAAAAUGAAAACAUUUGCAAUCACAUCAAAUAUGGAGGUGGGCGGGGUCAAUCACACCAGAUCAGGAGGUGGGUUUGGUCAAUCACACCAGAUCAAGAGGAGGGCAGUCAUUUUUCACCAUAUCAGUAUUUUGGUAUUUCUCACCGUUAUGUAAAUAUGUAGACAUUGCUUGGACCUAUUACAAAUGGUUUCUGAGAAGUUUACUCAUUUCACCCACUAGAAUCAUUUUUGAGAAUUUUACUCAUCAGAGAAUUUGUAUCGUCUUCCACCAAGAUCCACCGUGAUUUUAAAAGUCGAACUUUUUAUUUGAAAAAAAAAUGUUGGCUGCUGUAUGUCUCUAGAUUCUGUCUCUGUAAACAAUGGGUGGUGAGCAGCCAUCUUGUAAUAAUGGGUGGUGAGCAGCCAUCUUGCAAUAAUGGGUGGUGAGCAGCCAUCUUGUAAUAACGGUUGGUGAGCAGCCAUCUUGUAAUAAUGGACGGUGAGCAGCCAUCUUGUAAUAAUGGGUGGUGAGCAGCCAUCUUGUACAUCUUGAAUGACCAUCUUGUUGAUACUUCUAUGAAUAGUAAAUAGCCAACUCACUUGUAAUAUAUGAAGCAACGUUUGUUAAAUCAGAUACAGACUGGAGGUUUGUAAGCUUCUGUUUUCAGUAGUCCAGAGUUAUCAUAAAUCUUUCUUGUGUAAUAAUAAGCUUGAGCCUUAUACAACAAAUUUGAAUCAUUUCUACAACAGAGCUUUAUUUACUGUUUCUCUUCAAAUUAAAUUUACAUGAAAUACACAUUUGUGUUGUACUUAAACUGUGCCAGAGAAUAAUACGAUGUUUUACAAUGUCAUACUACAUUGUAAUAGGAUGUAUUCUACAAUAUAUUGUACAAUAAUGUACAAAUUCGGCCAUUUAACGAAUCUCGACACACUGUCAAUGUAUAACUCCCACUGUACAUUGUUUGACUCACUAAGUACAUUGUAUAAGUAUAAUUCUGUACAAUGUUAUACACUCUCUGUAUAUUGCAUAUUUAUCACUGUAUAAACCCUUGUACAUUGUUACACGUUGUAUAACUCUGUACAAUGUUAUACAUUGUAUUACUAUGUACACUUGUAAUAUGAUAACAUUUUAUCAACAUUCUAGUGUCUCUAUGUUUCACUUUACCAUAAUUGAACACUGUAGUUUGUACAGUUUCUACAUUUGAACACAAUCAUUUGUACACAUGAGUCAGGUAGAUUGGUAGAAUGUGCAGUUCAGUUAUAUCUGUUGUUGAAUAUUUUCAAAUAAAUAUUUAUUAUAAUUACGACCAGUUUUGUAUCAGUCUUAGUACUAGAAUAAAGUUCAUUUCUA
Mizuhopecten yessoensis (Yesso scallop) is the source of this 9426-nucleotide messenger RNA. Its product is annotated as zinc finger protein basonuclin-2-like. Bases 490 to 3558 code for a protein of 1022 amino acids. Gene Ontology annotation, cellular component: nucleus. NCBI's taxonomy places the organism in Eukaryota, Metazoa, Mollusca, Bivalvia, Pectinida, Pectinidae. The record is from RefSeq and is a predicted model, not a curated record. The transcript is spliced from 5 exons. Gene Ontology annotation, biological process: regulation of DNA-templated transcription.